Messenger RNA from Planococcus citri (citrus mealybug), 2310 nucleotides. RefSeq lists its product as uncharacterized. The transcript has 3 exons. The record is from RefSeq and is a predicted model, not a curated record. Lineage: Eukaryota; Metazoa; Arthropoda; Insecta; Hemiptera; Pseudococcidae. The coding region runs from base 613 to 2112 and encodes 499 amino acids.
AGUAAAGAAGGAAUUCUGGGAAAUUAGCAGCAAUGGCUGCGUUAUCAUCUUAGUUAUCAUGUAGUAUUUCUGCGUACUUGAUACAAAGUAACAAACCGAACCGGUCGGUGUAGGCCUGUAGCGACCUGUAGAGGAUUUUGUUGUCGUCACUGUCGUCAGUCUUCCUUCAGUCCUUGUCCUGCACGUAGUCGUUGGGGAAUGGUUGUUAAAAAUUGAAUUGAAGUAGGUACUUUGAUUGUUCGCAGUCCUCAUGUGCAAAUGCUAUAUGAAUGAGUGUCGUUUCUCGUGUAUCUUGCGAACAUUUGUCGUUGGUUGACGUGAAUUUUAGUUUUGGUAUUUAAAAUCGGUGCAUUUUUAAAUACAGACUUUUGUACUUUUGUUAUAUUGUGUAACACGUGUAACGUAUGAAAUUGUCCGUUGUUCCUGUUCGCAAUUCGCAUCUUGUGGAUAUUUUUCGUCAAAAAUUUGUCACCGUUGAGGUACAUACAUAUAAAAGGCUGAAAUCCGAUCUCAAGCGGUUCGCUCAGUAGUCAGUAGUGUUGUUGUAAGCGACUACGAUUGUUAUACACGAAAGUUGGAAUUUGUGCCAGUGCUGAAUCAAGAAUCAUCGAGAUGGCUGAAAUACCGCCCGUCGUCUACGAUAUUGCUCAACCAACCCCCAUCUCGUUGAAAGAACUAUCUGCCAUCGCCGUCAGCCUGGAAAUCUGUCGCAAUAGAAUGAACGGCACCAAGGAAAGAUUUGAUCCACUCUGUUUGGUCUUUAUCUUGUCAAAAACUGUGCUCCCUGAUUUGCCAUCGGCAAUUUAUGAUUUUAUCGAUGUAUAUGUAGGAAGAUUUGGGUUUUCAGCGUGUACAUGGCUCAGCAACCAUGAAAAUUCAGUUUUGAAAGUGUUUGACGAUUUCAUCGUCGAUUACAAUGGCACUAUCGACUUUGUCAGAACAGCCAAACGUAUGAUGCGUUGUGAUGGACUCGGCGAUGCUGAAAAAUUCACUAUUGCUUGUACGUACUUCUUCGAAGAUGAUAUCAGACGAAUUUGGCCAUCUGUAUGUGAGAGUUUCGACUUGAAUAGUAUAGACUUUGAUGAUUGCCCGCAAUUGUAUUAUUGGAUAUGCUGUCUCAGAAAUGAAACGAAUAAGAUACCUAACCGAGGAAACAGAUCUGUAGAUGAAGUUAUGCUUGACCAUCACAUGGUUGAGAAUAGAGCAUCUCUCGAGUAUUUCUGGAAUCGCGUAUCUGUGGAAAAUCAAAUGAGAAAAAUCAUAGACCUUUGCAAGCGUGAUACAAAAUUGGCAGUUACAUUCGUGCUAUCAAAACUGAACGAUCAACAGCUCGAUGAAUUUGCAAAUACAAAUGGUGACCUAUUGAUACUGGAGCUGUUGAAAAUUCGAAACCCUAAUAACUGGUUAGUUUUACCAGCGUGGUGGUAUAUUAGAGACAGAAUGAACGAAAGCACUCUCAAGAAACUGGUUGUUAACAUGUUAGAACUUGAAACAGUUGAAUACCCUGGUUUUAUGGUACCCAAGAUUUGCUAUAGUUUGGAAAUUUUCAACAGCAUCCCGCCUAAUUUAAAGCCAACCAUAGUCAAAGAUGUUUUAUCAAACACAAGGUUUUUUGAACGAAUGUUUGGUUAUAUAUUUAUACGUUUCGUUGGCUCACUGUUGAAUAUUAUUUCCUGUGGUACUUUUGAGCAGAGGAGCGCAUUUUGGCGUAACUGCUGGGUUCAUUUGAUCAAAGGCACCCGAAGUAAAGAUUUGGGUCAAAUAAUGAAACUUUGCUUCAAAAACGAAGAAGAAAUUGCACAGUUCAAGGAUACCGUUUUAGCUGAAAGUGAAAAUGUGCGUCUCUUGUGUAGCGAUUUACUUAGUUUGGGGAAGUUCGACGAAUUGAACGAUUUGGUGGACUUUUGUUGGCGCGAAGUGCGAACAGCGAAGAAUUUCAAGCAGCAGCUACUGCGAUCAUUUUUUGCCGAUGAAAAUAAUCAUAUUAUUUCUCGUAUAAGUAUCUUCGGCUUAGAACCGUUUCGUGUAUUUAUCAACACUGUAGUUGACAACGUUGAUGAAUUGAAUGAUUUCCAAAAUCGACUGACUCUGUACAAAUAUAAAAAACCUUGAUUUUUAAACGUUGAAUAAUGGUGAAAUUAUUCAUUUGAAUUAAUCUUGUGUAUAGUAUUUAGUAUCUAUGUAUAUAUUGACACUUGUUUUUACUGGACUAGUUUUAAUUAAUUUGCAUGUACAAAAUAAGGUAAAUUUUGUGUGGUAACUUGUUGAUAUUUUUUUUUUUAUUUUAGAAAAAAUUAAUAAAUACUUACA